AUGGAAACCUAUCAUGGACAUGUCCGCACCCCGGCGGACGCGAUCAUCCUUUUCGAGGCAUGUCGGCUUGGUCUUCUGCCCCGUGUCCAGAGAAGAUUAUCGGAAAAAGAACGGCAAUCAAUAAAAUCGGGAUCCGUCUUUGUCUGGGACGAAAGAGAAGCCGGAAUGAGGCGAUGGACAGAUGGAAAGUCAUGGAGCGCCAGCAGAGUGUCCGGAAGCUUUUUGACAUACCGAGAGAUGGAAGGCAAGCGAGGUGGCCACUCGUCGUCAAGGGCUGGGAAAACACCAGAAAGCAACAGAGGAAGCGAUGAGGAUCAAGCAGAUGGUGGCGAAGAAGGUCCAGAUGGGUACCGUUACAAACCGGACGGGCUGAUGAAGCAGUCGUUCAGCAUCACCACCUCCACGGGUCAACAUCUACAUCUCAUCAGUUACUAUGCGCGAUCACAUCCCAACGCCCCCGGCCUAAAUCAACCCUCGACCGAUCCAGCUUUGCGGUCAAUCCGACCCCAAAAGGGCCUCUACCCAGAGUCCAGCGUUAACGACCAACAAAACCUACCUGUAGUGACUCGUGGGCCCAUGGGGGGCGCUGCGUUAGCUGUUCCUCCGCCAAUGGCCUACGGCCGUGGCCCUCCCCAUCAUCCAUACGCUUCUUCACCCUACGCUUGGUCCCCGCCACCUUUGCUCGGGCCGUCACACGUCUCCGUUAUACCAUACGUUCCGAAUUAUCUGCCUCCAUUGGGUCCUAACGGGCAUCCACAUUUCCCCUACGGUCAUCACCCAGCUUACGCGCAUCCUCCUCCAGGCUACCCUUCUCCGUAUGACAGGUUGAUCCAUCCGGCUGAACAGGCAACCAUGCCUCCACACAUGCACCCCAACGCUGGCCCCAUGCCUCCGCAUGGUGUCCCUUAUUACGGGCAAGGCCAUUCCCCGAUUAUCCCCCGUCACGACUCCAGCAACCCACACGCCCGAAAUUCGCACCCUGCUACUCCACCGACUGAAGCUGACUCGCGCAUCGCGGCCUCGAGAGUUGAUCAUAUCGGCGACAUGAGAAAUGGCUCGCAGUCGGCUCAGUCUCCCAUGAAAGCUUCAGUAACUGGCUCUCCAGUCAAUGGCGUGCGUAAAGCAUCAGAUUCUACGUCGUCAGCGAAUGUCGUGCCCAGCAUCAAUGCACUUGUGAAUUCGGUGCAAACCCCGGCCAUCCCUACGACAGCUCCGCCGCCUAAUUCUGAGCACGUCAAGAGCGAGUUCGGCACACCCACCAAGCCCGGGACCGGGCAAGUUGAUGGGCCAAAGGACAUUCCAAGCGAUAAGAUUGGCUUUGGAGAGGACAUGAGAGCUCUAAGGCAGCUGGACAGAGUCUUCUCUGCAUGA
Messenger RNA from Coccidioides immitis RS, 1371 nucleotides. Its product is annotated as camp independent regulatory protein. Lineage: Eukaryota; Fungi; Ascomycota; Eurotiomycetes; Onygenales; Onygenaceae. The record is from RefSeq and is a predicted model, not a curated record. Gene Ontology annotation, molecular function: DNA binding. Bases 1 to 1371 code for a protein of 456 amino acids. The transcript has a single exon.